CGAGAAGUCUCGUGGGGUAAGACCGCCUGCUCUCUUGUCAAUGAACGGUAAGGAAACGGCUGAGAUUAUCCUUUCACAUCUUCAAUCAAACAUAUUUCUAAGACAUCUGAACGUCUACGAUGAAGAGAAUUCUAUCACACUCGGCGAGGAGGGCAGUAGCUCCCUCGCUCAGGACCCCUCGCUCCCUCGCGGUCUGUGUGCAACGGUCCUACUCAACACACGCACCAAACGCAAAGCUGAACGUCCCCAUCGACUACUCCACGACCUCUCUCCUAGCCCACGAACCCCAGACGGCCCUCUCCAGCGCGGAGCUACCGCCCAAAGUCCGCGAUGGUACGACGAGGAAAAUGAACCUCUUCCAGGCCAUCAACGACGCCCUCUCGACUGCGUUAGGCCAAGACCCCUCAGUCCUCGUAUUCGGCGAGGACGUAGCAUUCGGCGGCGUCUUUCGUUGCACCAUGAGUCUGGCCGACACGUACGGUGCUAACCGCGUCUUCAACACCCCGCUCACCGAGCAAGGCAUCAUGGGAUUCGCCAUUGGCGCCGCGGCGGAGGGGAUGCGGCCUGUCGCCGAGAUUCAGUUCGCCGACUACGUAUACCCUGCAUUCGACCAACUCGUCAACGAGGCGGCCAAGUACCGGUACCGCGAAGGGAGCUGCGGACGCAGCGCCGGCGGUCUCACAGUGCGCAUGCCGUGCGGCAGCGUCGGGCACGGCGCCUUGUACCACUCGCAGUCACCCGAGAGCCUGUUCACCCAUAUCCCCGGCCUGCGGGUCAUCAUCCCCCGGUCGCCGCUGCAGGCCAAGGGCCUCCUGCUCUCGGCCAUUCGGAGCAACGACCCGUGCGUCUUCAUGGAGCCCAAGAUCCUGUACCGCGCGGCGGUCGAGCAGGUGCCCACUUCACCGUACACGCUUCCGCUUUCCAAAGCGGAGAUCUUGAGGGAGGGGAAAGACGUUACCGUCAUCUCCUACGGUCAGCCGUUGUACAUGUGCAUGUCGGCCAUAGAGAAGGUGGAGGAAGAGCUGGGGAUCUCGGUUGAGCUGAUCGACCUGCGGACCAUAUAUCCCUGGGACAAGGAGACGGUGUACGCGAGCGUGCGCAAGACUGGCCGCUGCCUUGUGGUGCACGAGGCCAUGGUGAACGCCGGUACGGGAGCGGAAGUGGCGGCGGCGAUUCAGGAAGACCCGGACACCUUCCUGCGACUAGAGGCGCCAGUUGCACGAGUGGCGGGGUGGAGCAUCCCGACGCCUUUGAUGUUUGAGAAGUUCAACAUUCCGGAUGUCGCAAGGAUAUAUGACAACAUCAAGAAGGUCUUGGAAUAUUGAACGGGCCAAGUGCUGGAAAUCCUUUCCAAGGGCAUGGUGAACUGGAGAGGGCCUGGUCUCCGGGAUACAUCAUAGAAAAAUGACGAAUAAUAGAUGACAGCCUGACAGCCAGCUUUGUAAUUAGUUAGUGAUGGUCGGUCGACUUGCCUGUGCAGGGGCAUCGAGAGAAAGCAAGCUCAUAUGAUCGUUUGCGAAGUGGGCCAGUCAAUUGCGCAGAUUUUUCAUAAGCCAUACUGCAGCACACUGCAUUGUAAAUGAGGACCGAUCCUAGGAUGAGAGCUGUGAUUAGGAACGCGAAGA
Molecule: messenger RNA, 1625 nt
Organism: Sodiomyces alkalinus F11
Lineage: Eukaryota; Fungi; Ascomycota; Sordariomycetes; Glomerellales; Plectosphaerellaceae
Product: thiamine diphosphate-binding protein
Exons: 2
Coding region: 120-1325 (401 amino acids)
Biological process (GO): response to nutrient; branched-chain amino acid catabolic process
Molecular function (GO): catalytic activity
Source: RefSeq, a predicted model, not a curated record